CAUUCGCUUUAAUAAAUAGCAGUACCAGUUGCUCUUACUAAAGUAGAAACAAAAAGAAGAAGACCCAUGGCUUCCCCUUCUUCUUUCCUCUGCUUUCUCUCUCUACUCUCUCUCCUCUCUUCAUCAACCUCCACCAUUACCAUCCCUCUCUCCCAUUUCCACACAAACCCAUCUCCAUCUCUAGAUCCAUACCAAACCCUCACCCAUCUAGCCUCCACUUCCUUAACCAGAGCCCACCACCUCAAAAACCCCCCAAUUGUUGCUCUCUCUACCACCCCUCACAGCUAUGGAGGCUACUCCAUUUCACUCAGCUUUGGCACGCCACCCCAAACCAUCCCUUUUGUGAUGGACACUGGCAGUGAUUUCAAUUGGUUUCCAUGUACUCACCGUUACCUCUGCAAAAAUUGUUCCUUCUCUGACCCACCUAUCAUUCCUUCUUUUAUCCCCAAAUUGUCCUCCUCCUCCAAAAUUCUCGGCUGUGAAAACCCCAGAUGUGGUUGGAUUCACAACCCAGAUGCUCGAUCUCGAUGCCAAGAUUGCCAACCCAGUUCCAAAAAUUGUACAGAGAUCUGCCCGCCGUAUUUGAUUCUCUACGGUUCGGGCACCACCGGCGGUAUCACGCUCCUCGAAACCCUAGAUCUGCCGGGGAAGAAGGUGCCCGACUUCGUCGUCGGCUGUUCUCUCUUCUCUUCCCGUCAACCCGCCGGAAUUUCCGGGUUCGGCCGUGGCUCUGCCUCGCUGCCGAGUCAACUCGGUCUCAAAAAGUUCUCUUAUUGCCUUCUCGCCCACCAAUUCGACGACAGCAGUGAAAGCAGCUUGCUUAUGUUGGACGCCGAGUCAGAUUCCGGCCACAAGACCGACAAUGUCAGCUACACCCCGUUCGUUACAAACCCAGUGGUCGCCGAAAGACGGGCAUUUUCAGUAUACUAUUACGUCGGGCUGAGAAAGAUCACCGUCGGCGUUGAGCGAGUCAAAAUUCCGUACAAGUACCUCUCGCCGGGAUCUGACGGCACCGGCGGAACGAUUGUAGAUUCCGGCACAACUUUCACGUACAUGAACAACAUGGUGUUCAAGCUCGUGAUUGGUUCAUUUUUAAAGCAAGUCAAGAACUACAAAAGAGCAUCGUACGCCGAGUCUCUGACAGGCUUGGGAUUGUGUUUCAACGUCUCUGGUACCAAAACGGUGUCGUUGCCCGAGAUCGUGUUCCACUUCAAGGGUGGGGCAAAAAUGGCAUUGCCGUUGAGCAAUUAUUUUGCAUUCGUCGGUAAUGGUGUUGUUUGUUUCACCAUGGUGUCGGAUGGAGUCUUGGGUCCGGAAUCGUCGGGCGGGCCGUCCAUUAUUUUGGGGAAUUUUCAGAUGCAGAAUUAUUAUGUAGAGUAUGAUCUUAGGAAUGAUAGAUUAGGGUUUAGACAACAAUCAUGCAAAUAAUUUAACAUGAUUCAAAUAUAUAUAUAUAUAUAUAUAUAUAUAUAUGUUAUUAAUAAUGUGAAAAAAAGGGUUCACAUUUCACUACUAUAUUAGUAAUAACUAGAGGCAACAUUCUUGUGGGCUUCGGGCAUUAUAUUUAUUUUGAGGUUGUAUUGAAUUUAGUUUCAUGUAAUAAGAUUGUACGUACAAUUCUGCACCGAUUUUAAAGAUAACAUAUUUUUGAGCA
Messenger RNA from Cornus florida, 1654 nucleotides. Its product is annotated as probable aspartyl protease At4g16563. Gene Ontology annotation, biological process: proteolysis. NCBI's taxonomy places the organism in Eukaryota, Viridiplantae, Streptophyta, Magnoliopsida, Cornales, Cornaceae. Gene Ontology annotation, cellular component: extracellular region. The coding region runs from base 67 to 1428 and encodes 453 amino acids. Gene Ontology annotation, molecular function: aspartic-type endopeptidase activity. The record is from RefSeq and is a predicted model, not a curated record. The transcript has a single exon.